Struthio camelus australis is the source of this 7257-nucleotide messenger RNA. Lineage: Eukaryota; Metazoa; Chordata; Aves; Struthioniformes; Struthionidae. The record is from RefSeq and is a predicted model, not a curated record.
AUCUACAAGAACAAGUGCAUGAGGAACGGGCCCAACAUCCUCAUCGCCAGCCUGGCCCUGGGGGACCUGCUGCACAUCAUCAUCGACAUCCCCAUCAACGUCUACAAGCUACUUGCAGAGGACUGGCCCUUUGGGGUCGAAAUGUGCAAAUUAGUACCCUUCAUUCAAAAGGCAUCAGUGGGCAUCACAGUCCUGAGUUUGUGUGCCCUCAGUAUAGAUAGAUACCGAGCAGUUGCUUCUUGGAGUCGCAUCAAGGGAAUAGGAGUGCCAAAGUGGACUGCUGUUGAAAUUGUCCUGAUCUGGGUUAUAUCAGUGAUACUAGCAGUUCCAGAAGCUAUAGCAUUUGACAUGAUUACAAUGGAGUACAGAGGAAAGGAUCUUAGAAUUUGCCUACUUCACCCCACACAAAAAACAUCCUUUAUGAUGUUUUACAAGCAAGCUAAAGACUGGUGGCUGUUCAGCUUUUAUUUUUGUUUGCCACUGGCCAUCACUGCGUUUUUCUAUACUCUGAUGACCUGUGAGAUGUUAAGAAAGAAAAAUGGAAUGCAGAUAGCUUUAAAUGACCACUUGAAGCAGAGACGUGAGGUGGCCAAAACUGUGUUCUGUCUGGUGCUUGUUUUUGCCUUGUGUUGGCUCCCACUUCAUUUAAGCAGAAUAUUGAAGCUCACUAUUUACGAUCAGAAAGACCCGAACAGAUGUGAGCUUUUAAGCUUUUUUCUUGUGAUGGACUACAUUGGUAUUAACAUGGCUUCGCUGAAUUCCUGCAUCAAUCCAAUAGCUCUGUAUUUGGUGAGCAAAAGAUUCCAAAACUGCUUUAAGUCAUGUUUGUGUUGUUGGUGCCAAUCCAAAGAUCUGUUAUCCCUGGAGGAAAGGCAGUCCUGUUUAAAGUUCAAAGCUAAUGAUCACGGAUAUGAUAAUUUCCGCUCCAGUAACAAGUACAGCUCUUCAUAAAACAGGCGUAAAAGUUCAUUCAAAUCUUCAUCAUGUCCAACCAGAAGAUGGAUUAACCCAGAUGCAGGGUGACUGUUUCCAUACUAAAUAGAAAAUGAAUUAAAAAAGGCAGACAGAGCAAUCUCUCUCUGCAAAGAACCAGCUGAGGUAAGUAGACAGUAAAUAUUCCUGCAUACCAAACAGUACGUUCAUAAAUGAAAGUGCUGUUAAACAAAUGAAAGCAAAGCUCAGUAAUACCCACAUAUACUAUCUUGAUAAUUUAGUAUUAUCCUUGUUUUGCUAGUGGAUACUUUCACUUUUUGUCUCUGCUGCCUAAUUCUUUCUACUAUACCUAUGUACAUCCAUUUCUGAGCCCACCAACUGUGCUAUGCAAAGCAGUAACUUACAGCGAUUGCUUCUAACCCUGUUGCAUUUGUGUCUCUGAUUUGAUAGGUGGGAUUAGGCUGUCAGUUGGUGUAAAACAGCUUUGUCUAGUGAUAACAGUGAAGUUAGGCUGACUCACACUUGGCGAGGCUCAGGGUCCUCAAUUCUGCCUUUGGCAGGGUCCACACACCCACAAUGACUUGCCACUUUUUACAACUCUAGUAAUACUUCUGAUGAAUUUGGGAUCAGGCCCAGCAUGAAUCAUGGGCAGCUAUCUAGUAUUGCUGCUUUCUGCUCAGGGCAGGAAGCUGUAGAUUUUUCCAUUAUGGCCCAAUGAGUCAUUUAGCAUUCUGUGAAAAUUUCCGUUGGUCCAGAAUUUAUAAAAGGGUGAUGAAAACCAAAGAGACACAUACAUAAAAAAGGGAAUUUGCAAUAUGGAAGCCAGUGCUAUUCAUGCUAUUGUACUAAACUCCCCUGUGACCUCUUGAAAGUCAAGAGCCCGUAGCCUAAGAUGUUUUGAAAGGUUUUGAAAGCUGACACUUAAAGUUAACCCUGCUUUAAAUGCCACUUAUUCAGGAAAUGGGAUCUAACCUAUGUUUCUCUUACAGAGCCAAUUACAUGUUCCAUUUUCUUCAGUAACAAAAUCAGAUCCUAAAAAGUCUCCUCUCCUCAACUGUUCCCACUUCCAACUGUAGUUGUCCAGCCUGAGGUCUGUCUGAUCGUAAAACUUUGCAGGCGUAUGCCAGGUCUCGGCAGCAAUCUCAGUUUGAAAAAAUUACAGCUUUGUAUCAGCAAUAUUUACUAUGUGGGAAAGUACAAGCAAGUCAAAUGAUGUACUGCUGCUGCUGAAAAUAAAAUGUAAUUUUCAAUUCUCUUGGAAAAUAUCACACACUCCGGUAACAUCCACAGUGCCCUAUUGUUGAUAACAGUUGCAAGUAACACACACUCCAUUCACUUGAAUGUCUGAACACUAAGGGACAUAUUCUCUUUCCCAUUCUGUUUCCCCUCCACACAGCUGCCAAAACGGCAAAAGGAAGCCAACUAAAUGCUAUGGGUAUUUUUACUGAGUAUAAAGCCUUCACUUGGUCAUAGGAAAAUAGUAGUUCAAAUAUACUCAGCUGCUUCAGAGCAACUGAGCAGCAUGAAGACAGAAGAUGGACUAAGAGAUCAGCACUGUUUCUGUGCUACUUCCUGACAGUGAAGCCAAAUGGAAGCGAAGGCCUAGAUACUGUUGACAACCUGCUCUUCAAAUACCUUUCUCGGAUUAGGAUUCAAAGCAGUUUGUGUGACUGGUCACCCCAAGUACUGAUUUUUUUGGGUUUUAGCUAGGAAAAACAGGUUGAGAGUUAAGCAGGACACUCAGCAAAGCAGUAGUAAGUGGUGGUGGAAGAAGGUCCAGCUGUCAUUCACCAGCUAGGAAAAGAGUUCUUCUAAGCCGGGGGCUGUGUGAGGUAUUUCUUUCAGAAACAAGGAGUGUACAGCUUGCUGAUGGCACAGUUAUUGUCACAGUAACUGUGAAAUGUCCUUAUACAAUUGGUACUGUGAACCAAAAGGAACAUUCAUAAUACAACAGAUGUCAAAAAUAAAGUAUCUUGUCCAGAUCUUGUCCCCCAAUAGGACAUGCACAUACUAACAAGAGAUGAAGACAGUCAUUUCUGAAGCAUCUUUCGCCAUAGAGGGGUAUUAGACAGUCUGAGACUCUGAGGAAUAUGUUGCUAAUGUGAAACCCUCAGCACUGGUUCAUCCAUAUACUUGUAUCUAACAGAAGGGUGCACAGACAAAGGAGAGGAAGCUUCCUAAAGUCCAAGAAGCUGGUAGUAAUAACACGUGUCAUGAAUGGAAGACCCAAACCCAAGGACCUCUUCAGCCUAAGAAGUCUUUAGGCAGAGGCAGAAUCACCACUUUUUCUUUGUGUGAAUUGAAACUAAUGCUCUCCAUGUGUGUUAACCAGUCUGAUCUCUAUAAAUAGAUUGACCCUGAACUGAGGUAAUUGCUACGGUUCAGGUUUCCACCUGUGCAGAGUGGGACAACUUCUGAAGAUGCGUAGGAUUCUGUGUUUGUGAUGCUGAGGGAACUGCAAGUAUCUAUUAUGACUAGAUAUUUUCAAGGGCGCUCAGAUGUGGAUUGGAGAUAUUCUUAAUUUCUCUCUUGAACCUUGUAAUCAAAACUCAAUCUAAAUCCAACUGAAUAAAACCCAAAUCCCUAUGUGAACAUGCUAGUUUGACACUGAGAGCGCCUUUCUGUAGUUUAGCUUAAUCCCAUGUUAAAUCCUUCCCAAAAAUGUGUGAAGAAAAAUUGCACAAAUGCCUUUUUAUUGCAGAGAAGGGAGUACACCCAAGAACCUCAGGCAGACUAGCCAAGAUGAGAAUCAUGGUCUGCUGGUGCUUUUCUUUCUCUCAGGAUUAUAGAGUUAGAAAAACCUACCUGUAAACUAUAUGAUUUCACUAGAUGCCUGAAUCUAGGUGAAAUGAAUCCAGGACGUAUAGCCUGGACAAAAGGCUGUUCACAUUGAACAAUAUCUAGCUGAGACUCUAUUUUAAGUGUCAGUGAAAUCAUGUGGGUACCUGUUAAAUAAAGUAUUAUUCACACACAGUAUGCAUGUGGGAAGCAGAAACAUUCUCUCUAUGGAAGAAAAAUACCAUAAAAAAUUCUGAUACAUUUCUGCUAAAAGCAGAAGCAGAUCAACAUACCAGGCAGUGUGUGCAAGUCUGAACUCAGAAAGGAAAGCAGGAAAAAGAAGGAAAAACAGCAGCUAAUACUUAAGGAAAUGCUUGUUUGGAAGAGUUGCAUGAGAACAUACAGACUUAAUGUUUUUGGUUUCUUAUCAGGCUGGACCAAGCUCAAACCAAUGACCUCAAGAUUAAAAGCCCUACAUGUCUUUUCCAUGUUCGUAAACAAUCUAACCCUUCCUACUAAUAAAAUGCCUUAUCCAGAAGUCCAUACCACUGUAUUACAUACAGCUUGUAAAAACAAUCAAGUUCAGGCAACCAAUUGACAUCCACACCGCCAAGUCUUUAUUCCCUCAAAUGGAGGACAUGAAGAAAAGCAGUCUGAUGACCAGCUGCUACAAAGUGCUACCUUGAAGGUAAUGGGGAGUGAUGCUGUCAACAGCAAACAAGGGUCUCACCUUUGGUGUUUGAGUUUGCAUGUUUUAAGGACAGAUCUUUGUGGUACGUGUGUUCAUGGCAGAUGUUCCAUAGCAUCUAUUCCUGAAUGAACUACGAACUUCUUAGAUUAACAUGUCAUUUAAUCUUUCAGUAUUUCACUUUGUACAGUGGGAGAUGAAGAUAAAACUCUUCUUCACUAUAGAAAUGUUGCAAGGUUCAUCAGUGCCAAAUGGACACUUUUUCUUAGGUGUGCAUCGUUCAGUGCUAUCCUAUUUUUGGUAAGUACUGUCUUUCUGUUUGUGCACACUUUUCCCUCCUGUAUUUAUCACUGAAGUUUCUCUAACAUGUGAAAUAGUAAAUACAGAGAUGUAUAAUUUACCUGUAAGUGGAGUUCACCAAUAUGUGUUGUUCAUAUCUCUCUUCUACACAAACCCAUCAAAUGCUUGAGCACAAAUAAUUUUUCUCUUUAGCAGUUCCAGUGCCAUAUAUGUGCCUUGUAUUCCACAUGGAAGGUAUAGAGAGGUGGGCAUUUUCUACUCCUCCGUUGCCCUUCAACCACAAGAUCCCAAAGUACAAGGGCCUUGAAGGAAGAAGAAAAAAAGGCAGUUAUAAAAGGUAUGUAUGUAUGGCAUAUAUCAAAGGGCUCCAGUCACAGGUAAGUCCUAUCUCCGAGCAUUUACUCAUUCCACUACAGGUGAUCUCAAUGCUUCAGGGUGUGUCUGAGGUCUGUGUGAGCAGGAAAUUGCUUUGCUACAUUAAAUGGCUACUCUAGAAACUUCCAAAAGGACACAGAGUUUGGUGAAGUUGUACACAAACUUGCAGAUGACUUCUCUGCCAACAUCUAGAAUAUAAACACGUCAAAAGGAAGCCUCUGAAGGUGAAACAGGAUGCUGUGGUAGUGUUCUCUAGGAUAGAUAUAUAACAAAAGAACAGCUGAAGAGUGCCAUCGUUAUAGUUCUUAGGCAUGAAGGAGAGAUGGAUUCUCCAGAGUGUAGUAUCAGUGCCAGGAUUUCAAUAUUUAAAAACUUCUAGGCUCAGUCAGGAUUCACCCAGGGUGACAAAGUUUUAAGCUAGCAGUGAAAGUAAUUGGGAAAAGCAUUUUCUCAAAGAACCUCAGGAUGCGGAUAUCUUGCCAGAAGUGCCUCCAGGUCUGGUUAAGAAGGGAGAAAGACUUAUGACAGUGAUCUUUUGUCCAAGAGACCACUAUCUUAAGUGAUUUUUGCGUUCAACGUAGGAAUGUGAACCUGCAGUUUGGCCUUAUUAACCUUCCUUGUGAACACUGUCAAAUACUUUCAGCUAACCUCCUGGAGACAUGAGAUGGAGCAUAUCUAUGCAUGGCAAGCGCACUGUCAUCCCAGAAGACGUGUUGCUUGAAAUUCAAUUUGAGGAAUAAAGGGGAGGUUCAAUCAAAGUGAGGAAAAUGAAGAAGUCACCUGGUUCAAGGGAGCUCAGGGCUCACUGUGGGGUAAUGAAAGUGGAUUGAAAGAGUAAGGAACAGGCUGAAAAAGGUUGCAGAAAACAAAGUGUGUGUCUGUGUGUCUGUGUGUGUCUGUGUAAGAGCCUGGGAGAGACAGAAGAAGCGUCCUUCAGCUGAAGUUCUGUAAGGGAACAGAGAAAGUAAGAGCAUCUUCACAAGGCCUUUAAGACCCCUCUCAGUAGCAAGAAAAAGACUCUGUUACUGAUCUUAUCCAUGAUAUCCAUGUAGGCCAUGUCUUCCCAGUAGGCCAGGAGUGGCAGGAGAAUUAAUCUUAUCUGAACAAAGCCAUGGGGCCUUCUUCCUUCGAUUCGCUACCCUUAUAGGAAACAUGCUCAGGUGAAGAAUGAAAGAAGAUGGUGGACAAGCUGAACAGAAAGAACUAGCAUUGUGGCAUGAUAAGGAAACCAAGUGUCAGUGACAGCAUGUGUCUACAGAAAUGUUUGCAUUCAAGUAAGUUCUUAUCACAAAGCUGGCAUCCCUUUGUUUGCAAUAUGAGAACUCUGUGUCAGUUCAGAAAGUUGACAGAAAAUAUGUUUCUCUCCUCAUUUCCAUUUAGGAGCUACCUGAGGCUAUUGUUAAUAUUUCAGAGCAGGAUACACAACAAGCAAUUCUUUAUUCCCUUUCUUUUUUCUAGAGGUCAGCAAAUGUGUGAGUAAGAAGGAUGAAACAGAUGAGGCUACAAAAAACAUGUGGAACACAGACUGGAUACGUUUCUGACAUCCAUGUGGCUUCCUUCACAUUUGUUUCAGAUUUCCAAGCAUCCAGCAUUUCUAGCCUCAAAAAAACAAAAAAGAUUGGGAAAAACCUGGUCUGAGUCAGGUGGUGAUAUUUCAUUAAAGUCCUUAAGUGCCGUUUAAAUAGACAAACAGAAAAUCCUUUCUCUGUUCUCAGUAGGUAUAAUUUAGACAGACAGUGUGUAAUGAGGCAAGUUACUGUUGUCCAUAGUAACCCUCAGAUCCAACUCUCUGCUUGGAUGAGCUAUUCCAAAAGACUCAGUGUUACUGUUGCAUUCAAAGGUACAUCAAAGAAUAAAUAUAACUCAUAAUAGUGCUAGUAUUUCAGGGACUUUAAAAGGGGUUAAAAGAUAUACUGUCUUUUCAUGACUCUUUCUUCUCAAUGUAGCCACACAAAGUCAGACCACUUUAUUAGGUCAAUUAGUUUGAUAAAUCUACUGGGAAAAUAAUAAAACAAGUCUUCUUUCAAUUAUUUUCUGCACUCGUGAAUUUACCUGUAAUAGAGUUGCUAAUUAAAAAUAUACUGCAUCUGCAAAUUACACUGUUCCCAGUUUAGUGGAUUGUUUUUACUAUUUCAGUUCUCUCUGUGUUUAGCUAUAAACCCUGCAUAUUAACAUUGAAUAUA